Messenger RNA from Guyanagaster necrorhizus, 1768 nucleotides. RefSeq lists its product as uncharacterized. Gene Ontology annotation, cellular component: cytoplasm. Gene Ontology annotation, molecular function: cysteine-type endopeptidase activity. NCBI's taxonomy places the organism in Eukaryota, Fungi, Basidiomycota, Agaricomycetes, Agaricales, Physalacriaceae. Gene Ontology annotation, biological process: proteolysis. The record is from RefSeq and is a predicted model, not a curated record. The coding region runs from base 271 to 1596 and encodes 441 amino acids. The transcript is spliced from 17 exons.
GUCCGUCGAUCUACGGCGACGUCGCAUCAGACAAAGGGAACUGAGACAAUGAUCAUCGGAGGCGGCCAUAUGGGCGAAAACCUGACAGGAUAUGCCCGGGCUACUCUGCCAAGUCUCCAUUCGGGGGGUCUUCUGAAUUCGAUUCCCAGACGUUUCAUUGCUUUGUACUUCUACCACCACCAUCUCUUUCAAGCUUCUCGUCGGUUUCUGACCGGAUUUCGGCUGCAACAGACUUAUAUACUCCUCUCAUUUUUGCAUUGACCUGUGAAGAUGAUGUGGGAUUUCCCUUCCGCGUACAGUCCUCCCUGCAACCCACCUUUUGGUCACCACCAACAGCUUCCGCCUUUUGACACGCCAUGGUCACCACUCCCGCCAACAAGUCAACCGUUCUACGUCGAAUCGGGAGCGUUUCCCGGCCCUUCAAUAGGUCAUGCCUCCGGACAUUCUCCUUAUAGCUCACUUCCUUUGUCUGCCGGAUCAUACCAUCAAUCUAUACUCGACAUGGAUAUACCCCCAGACGCGCCGAGGGCCUUCUUCGUUGAACGACACUAUCACCAUCACUACCACUACCACCACAGCAGCCGUGGCCACAUUCUCCCCCGUUCCCAAUCUAAGCCUCCUCCGGCAAUUCACGGCAAUGGCGGCUCUCAGCCUCCUGUGAAUAUCAAACACAGCAACAAACACAAGCACCAGCCCGUCCAAGCGGUAGCGGUACAGCCCAAGCCUCCGGUACAGCGUUUCCGGUAUUCCAAGUGCACUGGACGCAAGAAGGCACUCUGCAUCGGUAUCAAUUACCGCGGACAGAAAGACGAAUUGCGAGGAUGCAUCAAUGAUGCAAAACAUAUUCGGGACUUCUUGAUUCGCUAUUGGGGGUACAAGGGAGAGGAUAUCGUGAUGCUUACAGACGACAGUACAGAUCCUCGGCGGCGUCCUACGAGAAAAAACAUGAUUGACGCUAUGUAUUGGCUUGUCAAGAAUGCUCAACCCCACGAUUCGCUAUUCUUUCAUUAUUCGGGACAUGGCGGCCAGACUCGUGACAAGGACGGUGAUGAAGUUGACGGAUACGAUGAAGUCAUAUUCCCUAUUGAUUUCAAGCAAUAUGGACAUAUUGUUGAUGACGAGAUGCAUGCAAUUAUGGUCAAGCCCCUACCGACAGGGUGCCGGCUCACGGUAUGUGCCCUCUUCGAUUGCUGCCAUUCCGGUACAGCCCUCGAUCUACCGUAUGUCUAUGACUGUCAUGGUCGACUUAAAGGUCCCUACGUUACGAGACAAUGGAGAGCAUUCAAGUCGACCUCGGCCGACGUGAUCUCGUGGUCCGCGAGUAAGGAUGAGCAGACUAGCGCCGAUACGUUCCAGGGGGGCGUAGCUGUUGGUGCUAUGAGCUACGCGUUUAUCUCGUCUCUUAUGCGGAACAAGGAGCAGUCGUACCAAGGGCUUCUUCAGUCUAUCAGGAAGAUCCUGCAGCCCAAGUAUAGCCAAAAGCCGCAAUUGGGAAGUUCCCAUCAUCUCGUGAGUUUUUUUUCCGGAUUGGGGUUCCAUUCAUCUUGGAUGGGCUUAUUGUUGCGGCAGGACACGAAUUUACGAUUUAUCUUAUGAUUUGAAUGAAUGACUUUUUAUGAUAGUGUUAUGACUUGACUUGACUUGACGGGAUACUUUUAUUCAUCACAUCAUCAUAUCGUAUCAUUUAAUUUAGAUGUAUGUACCAACCAAUCUUGUAGUCGGAGCAUGUACUAGUAUCACGGUGAUCAAUUUCUUCCCUUUAUUUACA